AUGCCAGGCAGACCAACAGAGCGGGGCAGACCAACAGAGCCAGACAGACCAACAGAGGCAGGCAAACCAACAGAGCCAGGCAGACCAACAGAGCGGGGCAGACCAACAGAGGCAGGCAGACCAACAGAGCAAGGCAGACCAACAGUGCCAGACAGACCAACAGAGCGAGACAGACCAACAGAGCGAGGCAGACCAACAGAGCCAGACAGACCAACAGAGCCAGGCAGGCCAAAAGAGCCAGACAGACCAACAGAGCCAGGCAGACCAACAGAGCCAGACAGACCAACAGAGAGAGACAGACCAACAGAGCCAGGCAGACCAACAGAGCCAGACAGACCAACAGAGCCAGGCAGACCAACAGAGCCAGACAGACCAACAGAGCAAGGCAGACCAGCAGAGCCAGGCAGACCAACAGAGCAAGGCAGACCAACAGAGCGGGGCAGACCAACAGAGCGGGGCAGACCAACAGAGCGGGGCAGACCAACAGAGCCAGACAGACCAACAGAGCAAGGCAGACCAACAGAGCCAGGCAGACCAACAGAGCAAGGCAGACCAACAGAGCCAGACAGACCAACAGAGCGAGGCAGACCAACAGAGCGAGGCAGACCAACAGAGCGAGGCAGACCAACAGAGCGAGGCAGACCAACAGAGCCAGACAGACCAACAGAGCAAGGCAGACCAACAGAGCGGGGCAGACCAACAGAGCCAGACAGACCAACAGAGCGAGGCAGACCAACAGAUCGAGGCAGACCAACAGAGCCAGACGGACCAACAGAGCGAGGCAGACCAACAGAGCGAGGCAGACCAACAGAGCGAGACAGACCAACAGAGCGAGGCAGACCAACAGAGCGAGGCAGACCAACAGAGCGAGGCAGACCAACAGAGCGAGGCAGACCAACAGAGCGAGGCAGGCCAACAGAGCGAGGCAGACCAACAGAGCCAGACCAACAGAGCGAGGCAGGCCAACAGAGCGAGGCAGACCAACAGAGCGAGGCAGACCAACAGAGCGAGGCAGACCAACAGAGCGGGGCAGACCAACAGAGCGAGGCAGACCAACAGAGCGGGGCAGACCAACAGAGCGAGGCAGACCAACAGAGCGAGGCAGACCAACAGAGCCAAGCAGACCAACAGAGCCAAGCAGACCAACAGAGCGAGGCAGACCAACAGAGCGAGGCAGAACAAAAGUGUAUUAGCAGCAUAGAGAAAGAAGAUGAUAGGAUAACCAAAGUGCCUCUGUCCACCUGUUCCUCAUGGGCAGAAUCCCACACCCAGCCGUGCAACCCCGAAGUGAGGAAACCGGCAGUUCCCGGGUCUCCAAAUGAUGUACCGGCGGACACAAACCCGGGUUCCUGGCGAUCGACUUGCCCGCCACUAAAUGUGGCGGGCAAUCCUAUGAUUGUGAUUGGCAAAAUGUGA
This is a messenger RNA of Procambarus clarkii (red swamp crayfish), 1416 nucleotides long. Its product is annotated as clumping factor B-like. The record is from RefSeq and is a predicted model, not a curated record. Lineage: Eukaryota; Metazoa; Arthropoda; Malacostraca; Decapoda; Cambaridae.